Engraulis encrasicolus (European anchovy) is the source of this 1726-nucleotide messenger RNA. It is a transcript of the gene ngrn, whose product is annotated as neugrin, neurite outgrowth associated. Lineage: Eukaryota; Metazoa; Chordata; Actinopteri; Clupeiformes; Engraulidae. Gene Ontology annotation, cellular component: nucleus. The transcript is spliced from 4 exons. The coding region runs from base 425 to 1579 and encodes 384 amino acids. The record is from RefSeq and is a predicted model, not a curated record.
UUUGCAUUGUCCAGUAAAUUUCUGAGAGUGAGGUUUGACCAAGUUCAACAAUAUCAUGAAACUGUAAUCGAAUUAUGGUCUACUAUAUACUUUCUAAUAUAAUUAAACAGUAAAUUGUAACAGAGCAGUGACAACUUCUUCCAACCUUCCUGCAGCCAAUCACAGAGCUUACAGCUCACUGUGUUUCCGGGUAAAGGCGGAAGCACGUAAAAUGUGGGUUGAUUACAGAGGCGUUGCGAUUCACUCCUCAAAAUACUAUGUUAGUACUUGCUAGCUCAAAUUCGUGAAUGAAAACACUUUCUGAUUUUGUGAAUGAAAGGAUAACUCAUCCAACUGCCUUUCGGGACGGCGAAUGACACAGAACCAACGGUCUAUUGCAACACCUUUUGGAUUCAACUUGUCAGAAGCCAGCUGAUGCUCAACAAUGCUCAUGUCAAGACUGUUUCGCUCUGUGAUCUUGAAAGUGGACAGUGUCCCCCUGUCAGUGUUUACAUCAAGGCCAGCUAGCCACGACUUGCGCAGAUGGAAUCAAAACCAUGCUUUCGGCCCCAGACAUUCACAGAAACAAAGGACGAACGAUGAUGGCUUAGAUCCAGAUGAUGUGGAGUCUCAGAUUGAGGCGGUGAUCAGAGAGGAAAAGAGAAAACAGAAAACUGUUAAAUUCCACAAAAUCAAAAGGCAACUGAGGCCCAAGGGAGCACCAGAAAGGAAACUUACUUGGGAUGCCAUUGAACAAAUCAGGUUUCUGAAGCAGGAUUCCCCAGAGGAGUGGACUGUGGGUCGUCUCGCAGAGGGCUUCUCCGUCACGCCUGACGAAAUCUCCCGGAUACUCCGCAGCAAGUUCACUCCUGCCCCCGAACAGAGGGUGAGGCAAGAUCACACCGUGUUGGCUAAGCAGCAACAGCCGACCCUUGCAGAUGGCACCGGCGAUGUUCAGAGGCCCAAAACACUCCCGACACCCAGCAGCAGCACCCAGAUCACACUGCCUGAGCAGCAACGGUACCUGGGUCUUGAGGAAGGCCCUGUGGUGCAUUCUCCUCAGAAGAGGUUGCCUGCUGCACCCAGCACCCGAAUGAAACUGGCUAAGGUGCAACAGCAGCAACCAAGUCUUGAGGACAUCACUUUGGCGCAGCCUAGUAAAAAGUUGUCUACUACACCCAGCACACAGAACACCCUGACUGCGGGACCCACUGGAGCUCUGGGGGGCUCUACUAGUCAGAGCCAGGUGGUGGUGACUGCUGCGGCCAAAGGAAAAAUGACACAUGUAGGGAAGGGAUCGUCUGUUGAUUCCCUGAGGCCCUCACCACAGUCAACUGCCCUGAGAACUGGUUCUGUGAUGAGCACAGUACCUUUGCAUCAUAAAAAUGACAGUGUCAAGAUGGCUGAAAAGAUGGCUGAGUUGAAGUUUGAAGAGGGAAGCUAUUCUGAAGAUGGUGGUGAAGAGACGUGGGAUGGAGUUACAUUGACAGAGUCUGAAUUACAGCAGCUAUCACAAACUGUGACAGAGAAAAGUCCUUUGGUAGUGAAGAGUGGGAGAGAAUACUUUGACUCAGAGGGCAAUUUUCUCUACAGGGUAUGAGUCGUCGACAAUACAGAAUGUUAAAUCUGAAACUGGACUGAAUUAUUGUAAUUGUGUGCUGAUGCAAAUGUUGCACUCCUUACAGAGGGUCACUUUCGUAACUAAUACUGUUGCAAAAUAAAUACUACUUUGUACUAUAGUUUUUAA